AUGGCAACUGAAAGACUGGCAGAACCGGAUGUCAGACGAACUUACAUGAAUUGUCUUCUAGAGUCUCUUUCAAGUGAUCCAACAUCAGAUGUGAACUCAUACUGGGACGAGAUUACCACUUCUUCGCGUAGUGCUGAGAAUUUUGCCUGUGGCACGGUCCAUCCAGGCUCACUCAAGCAUUGGAUAUCAGACCGAACGGUGGCACUACUUAAAUCUCGAAGAAAUAUCCCAGUCGGUCCCGAACAUAGCUCCAUGCGAGGAGCCAUCAGACGUCAAGGGAAAAAAACUAAAGAAAUGGAAGAGGCCCAGAAAGCCGGUAAUGCCCGGAGAUUAUUUCAGUUGAUCCGUGUGACCGGUCCCCGGAAACCACCUCACGUGGAGCCUGACGACGUCAUAGACAUUGAUGUCAGUUUCAAAUUAUCCAAAAGACUCCGCCGACAGCGCAGGAAGAUUCAAAAGAAACGUGAACGUCUGCAAUUUGCUGCUGCUUGCGAGGAUGCUUUGGUGUGCAGAGAGCAGCCGACACUGGUGGACUUACCUGCGACAAUUCACAAUGUUCAAUUAGAUGCGAACCUCCUCACCAGUCUAAGUGUGCUGGUUACCGGCUAUUUGGACGCAUUCGAAGCCGGUGAUCUUCGCAAGCGCCUGAUUGACUUUUAUGUUCCAGACGCUUAUCUAACAUUGCAGAUCACUCCCUAUCUUGGUAUACACGAUGAUAUGCAAAAUGUACCUACAAAACGUGAGAAGCUGAAGGCUCAGCCUAGUUGGGCUGAAUAUGAGCGAUUUGCUGUCAACCUUAUCCCAGGGGCUGUCCCGCUCCCUGCCUGGGCUUGGGCCAGCCUGUGCACGGCUGUUGCAACUGGUCCAAAAUCUGAACAAGGCAGACUAAAACUUGGGAAACAUGAUCGGCAACGGCUCAAAGUCCUGCGUGCCUUUCAAGCGGCUCAUUCGCAACGUCUCAAGAACGUUUCCAGAUCGGCAUCCUCAGCUUCUGAUAGGUGGCUAGAAAGUGUCCCACUGCCGCCACUAGCACGUCGCGAGGCUUCGGGUCACGCGGAUAUCCAAGGGUUGCUUUCCCGUCUUCCAGACCUUAUCCACGUGAAGGCCGAUGAGUGCUGCUGUUUGGACGUAAUAUCUGCUGAGGUUUGUUCCUUUCAUUGUGUAUCAAGUUACCAGAUAGACCACAGCCAUCUGCUUUCGAUAUUAUUGCCUAGCAGCUGAGAUCAUCCCGUCAAUGGCCACCACAGAUGUAGACCUGCCCGGCUGCCGCGACCAGAUCCUUGAAGUGCUUCCCUAUGGAAGGGUUUUUGUCCGCGGCGUGCAUCGAUGCUUGCUUGUUCUUCCUCAGUCGGAGGGCAAAAUUAUUCAAGAGGAUUGCUGCAUCACUCCGGCAUCUGCGUCUUUAGUUCAGCAACACGCAGCGGCCAUUAGGCUUGCGGUUACUCAACGCUUAAACCAGAGACUUUCCAACAGUCCUGCUCCUAAAUCUACUGAUCCCGCAGUUCAAGCUGCGUUACAAGAAUUUUCUGUGACAACGGGCAUGAACGAGACUUACGCCUGGCAGUGUCUGUCCGAAUGUGGGUUCAACCUUCACGCUGCACUGGAAGCCUUCCUUAAUGUGAUGGAAGCAAAUCUGCUACCUCCGGAGGCAUUCGCAAAAUGAACAGUGACGCGAGAACAAUGUGUACACUUGUAUAUUAUCUUUGUCUGAUCACUUGUUGCUUGUUGAGUACUGUGAACCAUCGUUUUUACUUUCUCGCUGAGCAUGUUGGAUUCAAUAGUCACUGGUGUCGCGUACUGAGUUUCGCCAUCGUUACCCAAGUAGGGAGAGAUUCGAUAACAUUUGGUCAUAUUUUGACUCCAUCUGGCUAACCAGACGCAAGAAGAACUUGUCUUAACAAUGGCUGACUUGAAGCAGUAGUGAAUACCACCUGGUAAAACCUUAAUUUCGAUUGGUUUCCAGAACUUACCGUUUUUUCAUUACCCAAGCCAGAGUGAGUUACUUAGCGUUCCAUACAAGC
Opisthorchis viverrini is the source of this 2021-nucleotide messenger RNA. RefSeq lists its product as hypothetical. NCBI's taxonomy places the organism in Eukaryota, Metazoa, Platyhelminthes, Trematoda, Opisthorchiida, Opisthorchiidae. The transcript has 5 exons. The record is from RefSeq and is a predicted model, not a curated record. The coding region runs from base 1 to 1221 and encodes 406 amino acids.